Megachile rotundata (alfalfa leafcutting bee) is the source of this 691-nucleotide messenger RNA. RefSeq names its product mitochondrial ribosomal protein L12 (gene mRpL12). Gene Ontology annotation, cellular component: ribosome; mitochondrial large ribosomal subunit. Gene Ontology annotation, molecular function: structural constituent of ribosome; mRNA binding. Gene Ontology annotation, biological process: translation. Lineage: Eukaryota; Metazoa; Arthropoda; Insecta; Hymenoptera; Megachilidae. The record is from RefSeq and is a predicted model, not a curated record.
CAUCAUAAAGGGAUUGGACGAUUUUGUUUCUUCAUCGUGUGGUUUUUCGUAUUUGGUUGAGAUCCGAUAAUUGACGGAAGCAAAACAAUUAAAUAAUCACGAUGAAUGCAUUACGUUUAAUUUGUCAACGAAAUAUUCGCCAAGUGCGUCAGUUUCAUAAAUGCGCUAUUCAACAAACAGAAGUAGCAGCAGCUACAAGUAGCACUCCGGUAACAUCCAGCGAGGUCCCCACUACUAAAAAAGAACCAGAAGUUAGUUCUAAAAUAGAACAUAUUGCUAGUCAGAUCGUUUCUUUGAACCUUAUAGAAGUAGCGCAGUUAAGCGACUUAUUAAAAGUAAGAUUAAACUUACCGGAUGCACCUAUGAUGCCCAUGGGUGGUUUUGUUGCUCCAGCUGCAGCUGAGGAGGAAGCUGAUGAACCUCAAGUAGUACAGACUGCAUUUACUGUUAAAUUAGUAGGAUUUGACAAUGCAAAAAAGGUUGCUUUAAUAAAAGAAAUAAAAAAUACAUUACCAGAUUGUAAUCUUGUACAGGCUAAGAAAUUUGUUGAAAGCACACCUGCAGUAAUCAAAGCUGAUAUUCCAAAGGAAGAAGCAGAGGCUCUGAAAGAUGUUAUUGUAAACGCUGGUGGACAAGUUGAAAUUGUAUAAAUUAUCUUAUGUAAAUAUAUAUUUGAAACUUCACUGAAGAA